GGACAGAUGUUGAGUGCGGCGUGUGUAAGUAUAUCUAACAUGCACUCCUGAUUCCUGAUAAUCAAUUGCACAUAUCAUCACGGGCUGAAUCAUCUCAUACUUCCACUGAAGCACUCUCAACCUUUACUUGAUUCUCUUCAGGAAAGUCUCCGUUUCUUUGUUCACAAUGUUCUUCUCUACUGCCCUUCCUCUAUUGGCCGCUGGCCUAGCUUCCGCUGCUCCUGUCAUCGAGAAGCGUGCUUCCGGACUCAACGACGGAGUCAUUCUCAACUACGCUCUUACUCUUGAGCAUCUUGAAGAUAACUUCUAUCGUCAAGGUCUUUCCAACUUUACUGAGCAAGACUUUGCGGAUGCUGGUUACGACUCUACCUUUUACAACAACAUCAAGAAGGUCUCCUCUGAUGAGACUGCUCAUGUUGACUUUAUCACCAAGGCUCUCAAGGCUGCUGGUGUCACACCCGUCCAGGAGUGCACGUACUCCUUCGGCGUUACAGAUGUCAAGUCCUUCCUCGCAACCGCCUCCGUCCUCGAGGGCGUCGGCGUCUCAGCUUAUCUCGGCGCCGCAGCCGACAUCAUGAGCAAGACGUACCUCACCGCGGCCGGAUCCAUCCUCACCGUCGAGGCCCGUCACUCAUCCUACAUCCGGGGUGCGCUCAAGCAAGUCCCCUUUGCCCAGCCCUUCGAUGCUCCUCUGAGCUACAACGAGGUGUACUCUCUUGCCUCGGGCUUCAUCACCGGUUGUCCCAAGGAGAACCCUGCUCUUCCUGUCAAGGCCUUCCCUGCUUUGGCUGCUGCUGCUUCGGGUAGUGCGAUCAAGACUGGCGAUACUGUUACUCUUCAGACACCUGGGUAUACCCUCGAGGGCGCUAAGGGCCAGAGUGUCUAUGCUGCCUUCAUCGCUGUUACCGGUCCUACGUUUGUUGAGGCCAAGGCUGUUGAUGGUGGCUUCUCUGUUGAGAUUCCCGAGGGCUUUGCUGGACAGACUUAUGUUGUCCUUACUGGCUGCAAGGAUGUCGUCUCUGAUGACACCGUCGCUGCUGGACCUGCCAUCAUUGAGAUCUCCAGCUAAGUCUGUUAUGCUCCGAUGGUACUCUUGAAGUUUGAUAUGGCCUGCAGAGGAAUGAUAAUGGCUCGUGCUAGAAAUAGCAAUCUAAUAAGGACGAUUCUACAUGUACAUAAUUAAUUGCGUCGCUGAAGGAAUUUGAGUACACGUCUCGGCACAAACAUUUCAAUCAAUUAGCCUCUUAUUUAUUGCACGCUGUAUAUCAAGAGUUCUUCUAACAAUCUGAC
This is a messenger RNA of Fusarium odoratissimum NRRL 54006, 1290 nucleotides long. RefSeq lists its product as uncharacterized. The record is from RefSeq and is a predicted model, not a curated record. The transcript is spliced from 3 exons. NCBI's taxonomy places the organism in Eukaryota, Fungi, Ascomycota, Sordariomycetes, Hypocreales, Nectriaceae. The coding region runs from base 167 to 1069 and encodes 300 amino acids.